Messenger RNA from Nelumbo nucifera (sacred lotus), 5101 nucleotides. The record is from RefSeq and is a predicted model, not a curated record. Lineage: Eukaryota; Viridiplantae; Streptophyta; Magnoliopsida; Proteales; Nelumbonaceae.
CCGGACCCCUGACCUGCAAUACCUCUCUCUCCUUUCUAGUUCUCCACCUCCAUGCGUGUCAUGGUUGCCACGUGUCUUCUUUAGUGGAGAUAUAUAAAAGCCAACCAAGGUUGCAGGUCUAAGGCUGUCUCUUUUUCAGUCCACUUCGUUCAUCUCUUUUUCUCUCUCCAUGUGAAGGAAAAAGAGAGAUAUGAUCUAACUCCUAUGUGUUUCUCCAAUUUCUGCAGAACGACCAUUCAACUCUAGAGCGAGUAUCUCUACUCGUACUUUUACCGCUUUUUUUUUUCCUCUCUUUGAUUUCUUUUCUUUCGUUCUCGCAACUCUAUUUCGACUGCCGUAAUUCGAUUAUUAUUUUUGGUAGAGAUCUGUUCGCCUUGUAAUCGGUUUGAUCUGGAAGGAGUUCCGGUGAAAAGUUACCGGUUUGGAUCCGAUCCAGGCAGCAGCAGCGCCCGAAGAUGGCGCUGUUCAGAAGGUUGUUUUAUCGGAAGCCACCCGAUCGGCUUCUGGAGAUCUCCGAGAGAGUUUAUGUAUUUGACUGUUGCUUCUCAACGGAUGUUCCGGAAGAGGAUGAGUACAAGGUUUACAUAAGUGGGAUUGUAGCACAGUUACAAGACCAGUUCCCUGAUGCCUCAUUCAUGGUAUUUAACUUCAGGGAGGGAGAAAGGAGGAGCCAAAUUUCAGACAUACUGUCUCAGUAUGCCAUGACUGUUAUGGAUUACCCUCGGCAAUAUGAAGGAUGUCCUCUAUUACCAUUGGAAAUGAUCCACCACUUCUUGCGUUCAAGUGAGAGCUGGUUGUCAUUGGAAGGGCAACAGAAUGUGCUUCUGAUGCACUGUGAGAGAGGAGGAUGGCCUGUUCUUGCCUUUAUGCUUGCAGGUCUCCUAUUAUACAGAAAACAGUACACUGGGGAACAGAAGACUCUGGAAAUGGUGUACAAGCAAGCUCCUAGGGAACUCCUCCAUCUGUUGUCUCCUUUAAACCCACAACCUUCACAUUUGAGAUAUCUCCAAUACAUCUCCAGAAGAAGCCUUGGGUCAGAUUUGCCUCCAUUAGAUACACCACUGACAUUGGAUUGUCUUAUUCUUAGAGUCCUUCCCAUGUUCACUGGGGGAGGGGGUUGCAGGCCUGCAGUUCGUGUUUAUGGUCAAGACCCUUCAGCUGUAAACAGCAGAAGCUCAACAAUUUUAUUUUCAACUUCAAAGACAAAGAAACACAUUCGCCACUACCGACAGGCAGAUUGUGCUCUUGUGAAACUAGGUAUUCAUUGUCGUGUUCAAGGGGAUGUGGUUCUCGAGUGCAUCCAUUUGGACGAUGAUCUCUUACGCGAGGAGAUGAUGUUCAGAAUUAUGUUCAACACAGCGUUUAUCCGAUCAAAUAUAUUGAUGCUCAACCGUGAUGAAGUUGAUAUUCUAUGGGAUGCUAAGGACCAAUUUCCAAAGGACUUCAAGGCAGAGGUACUCUUUUCGGACACUGAUGCAGUUGGGUCUAAUAUCACAACAGGAGGGUUAAAUGAAGAUGGGAAUGAAACAGAAGGUACAACAGAGGAGUUCUACGAGGUGGAGGAGAUUUUUAGCAAUGUAGAUGGGCAGGAUGGGAAAGGCGAUUCUUACAUGCAUGGAGCUCAAGAAAGUGCAUUUGAUGAUGCCAAUCACAAACAGGAUGGAGAGGCAGAGUUUACUGUUCGAACUGUUGAAUCAUUGAAAGCCAAGAGUUACAAACAAGAAAAAAAGUAUGAUUCUAAUGUGCACAAAAUUCAGGACAGAAUCUUGAAUGAUGGGAUGCAAAAGUCAGAGGUUGUGGCAGUGGCUGCUGAUGUCCAGAGCAAAUUAGAAACCAAAGCAGUAGUUACUGAUGCACAGAGCAAAUUAGAAACCAAAGCACUGACUACUAAUGUGCCUUGUAAAUUGGUAGAAAUGGAUAAAAAAGAGAGCACAGAGAACAUUGAUGCCCGAAAGAAGUCAGAUUCCAAAGUUCCUCAGCAAAAGCCUGAAAAAUUACUGCCACCCAUAUUAAAGAAGCAACCAACUUCAUACACAAAACCAGCUUCAGGUCCAGUUGCAGCUAAACAAAAGACCAAACAGAAAGAACCUGAGAACACCUUUGUAAAACAGGCAAAAUCAAAGACAGUUUCUCGAUGGAUCCCCCCAAGCAACAGUUCAUAUACUAAUCCCAUGCGUGUAAUAUCUCAUCCUCCAUCAAGAUAUAACAGUGCACCAGCUGCUCUAGAGAUUGCAGCCCUUUCAAAUGAUUGUAGUGCAGGUGAAACUAAUGUUGUUCCAUCUGUUACUGCUAGUGCUGAGGUUGUGGUCCCAUCUGAUGAUCCUCCUGAAUCAUCUGUUGAAUUUCAUGAAGUUGAUUCUGUCAUACCUUCAGAAUCCAUGGAUAAUGCACCUAGUCCCUAUCUAUCAUCAUCAUUACCUCCCCCUCACCCUCCUCCUCCACCUAUACGGGAUUCAAUUAGGUCCUUUAAUCCAUCCCCAUCUCCACCACCAUGUCCUCCAACUCUGAAUUCUGGGGUGAUUCCUCAAGGAUCAAGUCCUUCUCCCAUGAGAAACAUAAUUGGAUCAACUGCUGCUCCUCCACCACCACCACCACCACCACCUCCUCCUCCCCUUAGACAAAGUGUUGUUAGAAUGGCUGCCCCUCCCUUACGUGGAGCUCCACCACCACCACCUCCUCCUCCUUUAUGUGGAGCUCCACCACCACCACCUCCUCCUCCUUUACGUGGAGCUCCACCUCCACCACCACCUCCUCCUUUACGUGGAGCUCCACCGCCACCACCUCUUCCUCCUUUACGUGGAGCUCCACCUCCACCACCACCACCUCCCAUACGCGGUGCUCCACCUCCCCCACCUCUUCCUACUCGUGGUGCUCCUCCUCCACCUCCACCUCCUACUCGUGGUACUCCACCUCCACCUCCUCCUGUACGUGGAGCUCCACCGCCACCACCUCCAAUGCAUGGAACACCACCUCCACCUCCACCCCCUGGAGCUCGAGCACCUCAGCUGCCUGCCCCACCUAGACCUCCAGGUGGUGCACCUCCACCUCCACCUCCACCUAUUGGGACUAAAGGACCAAAUGCUGUUGGUUCUCUUGUUGAUACAAAAAGUUCAACUUCUGGGAGAGGCCGUGGGCUUAGUCGUUCUAUUGGCCCUGGUUAUCAGGGGUCACCUGCUUCAGCACCUCGGAGAUCGUUAUUGAAGCCACUGCACUGGGUUAAGGUAACAAGAGCGGUGCAAGGAAGCUUAUGGGCCGAACUACAGAGAUAUGAAGAGCCUCAAAUUGCGUCAGAAUUUGAUGUGUCAGAACUUGAGAGCCUUUUCGCUGCCACGGUUCCAAAUAUGGUUGAUGGCUCAGGGGGUAAAUCUGGAAGACGCAAAUCUCUUGGAUCCAAACCAGAUAAAGUUCACCUGAUUGACCUAAACCGGGCCAAGAACUGUGAAAUUAUGCUCACAAAAGUUAAGAUGCCCCUUUCUGAUAUGAUGAGUGCAGCAUUAGCGUUGGAUGGUUCUAUUUUAGAUGUUGAUCAGGUGGAAAAUCUCAUAAAGUUUUGUCCAACAAAAGAGGAGAUGGGACUUCUGAAGGGAUACAGUGGUGACAAGGAAAACCUAGGGAAGUGUGAACAGUUCUUUCUGGAGCUAAUGAAAGUGCCACGGGUGGAAUCUAAACUAAGAGUGUUCUCUUUCAAGAUUCAAUUUCCUUCUCAGAUUGCAGAUUUUAGAAUGAGUUUAAACACUGUAAUCUCUGCAUGCGAAGAGGUCCGGAAUUCCAUAAAAUUGAAGGAAAUUAUGAAAAAAAUACUUCAUCUGGGGAAUACACUGAACCAGGGAACAGCAAGGGCUUUUGCAGGUUCUGCUAUUGGAUUCAAGUUAGACAGCCUUUUGAAACUGACUGAUACACGUGCUUCUAACAGUAAGAUGACACUCAUGCACUAUCUUUGUAAGGUGCUUGCUUCAAGAUCACCAGAACUUCUGGAUUUCCACCAAGACCUUGUUAGCCUUGAUGCUGCAUCCAAGAUACAAUUGAAAUCCUUAGCGGAAGAGAUGCAAGCUAUAACCAAAGGCUUAGAAAAGGUCAAGCAAGAGAUGGUUGCUUCUGAAAACGAUGACCCUGUAUCUGAAAUUUUCUGUAAGACCUUGAAGGAAUUCAUUGGUGUUGCCGAAACAGAAGUAGCAGCCUUAACAUCAUUGUAUUCUAGAGCAGGUAGAAGUGCAGAUGGACUUGCUCUUUAUUUUGGUGAAGACCCUUCUCGCUGCCCAUUUGAGCAAGUUACUACAACUCUCUCAAAUUUUGUGAGGAUGUUUCGUAGAGCACAUGAUGAAAAUUGCAAGCAGUCUGAGCUGGAGAGGAAGAAAGCCCAGAAGGAGGCUGAAAUGGAGAAGGCAAAGGGUAUUAAACUAACAAAGAAAACUGUGAAAUAGUUGAGAUUUCCCCCCUUCAUAUGCCCAGACAGGAGCACCAGUUCCCACUAUGGAUCAGCCUGCAGCCAAAAACUCUGCCCGGGAUUAUCUAAGAAGAAAGUUGAAUCCGCUUUAAUCACAUGCAGAAGAAUUUCCUUUACAGGAACCUUGCAAUGGCUUUAUGAGUGGUCUUCGAGAUUUUCUCCAGCGGUGGUACUUUUGACCCAGGGAAGGACUCCUAAUGAGAUCAUCAAAGUGAUGGUAUUUUUGACACCUAUUGCAGAUAUCAUUAACUGUAAAGCACAAUUCAGCAAUGUAUCCUCGAAUCAUGUACAGAGUUUUGACCCUACCCAUACUUGAUUCUUUUUUAUGUAACAUAAAAGGCGGUUCUUUUGUUUUUUUAUUGAGAUUUUAGCAGGAUCGAAUCAAGUUGUAUAGAAAUUGGGAAAUGGAAGAAGAAAAAAGGAGGGCAGUCUUUCUGCAAUUGUAAUAUAACCAAGCACAUGCAAUCAGAUGAUGCCUUCUGAAUUGCAAAUUGGCAAUGGGAAUGCACAUGUAUUCAUACAGUUCAUCCAGCAGGCCCUCUUUUUAUUUGUGUAUACUUGGUCUCUAAAGAGUUGUAUUUAUGGAUGAGUUAAAACGAAAACAAGCAUUUUAAUUUGAUAGAAAAGUUCUCAAUUUUCAUAUUGUCAAAUUGUUAA